AUGGUUGUCCUGAAUCCAGUGACCCUGGGAAUUUAUCUUCAGCUUUUCUUCCGCUUCAUCGUGUCUCAGCCCACUUUCCUCACCAGCGUGCUUCCAAUUUCAGCAGCCCUUCCCGGCCUGGAUCAGAAGAAGCGUGGCGGCCACAGAGCAUGCUGCCUGCUGACCCCCCCGCCACCCCCUCUGUUCCCACCACCGUUCUUUAGAGGGGGCCGAAGUCCGCUUCUCUCCCCAGACAUGAAGAAUCUCGUCCUGGAACUGGAGACCACACGGCCCCCAUGCGUGCAAGGGUCGCUCAGCUCCCCCAGGCCUCCAGGGCCCCAGGGCCCGCCUGGGCUUCCCGGCAAGACAGGACCAAAGGGAGAAAAGGGGGAGCUUGGCCGACCGGGAAGGAAGGGCAGACCCGGCCCCCCAGGUGUUCCUGGCAUGCCUGGGCCUGUUGGCUGGCCCGGCCCUGAAGGCCCCAGGGGUGAAAAAGGUGACCUGGGGAUGAUGGGCUUGCCAGGGUCAAGAGGACCAAUGGGCUCCAAGGGCUACCCUGGAUCCAGAGGGGAAAAGGGAUCCAGAGGUGAAAGGGGUGACUUGGGUCCCAAAGGAGAAAAGGGUUUCCCAGGACUUCCUGGAAUGUUGGGGCAGAAAGGUGAAAUGGGACCAAAGGGCGAGCCCGGGAUAGCAGGCCACCGGGGGCCCACAGGAAGACCGGGAAAACGAGGCAAGCAGGGGCAGAAGGGAGAUAGUGGAGUUAUGGGCCCACCAGGCAAACCUGGGCCUUCUGGUCAACCUGGCCGUCCAGGCGCCCCAGGCCCCCCGGGUCCCUCAUCUGCAGGACACCUUGUAAUGGGACCCAAAGGGGAAAGAGGAUUUCCCGGGCCUCCAGGAAGAUGUCUUUGUGGCCCUCCCAUGAAUGUGAAUAACCCUUCCUAUGGGGAGUCUGCAUAUGGGCCCAGUUCCCCACGAGUUCCUGUGAUAUUUGUGGUCAACAACCAGGAGGAGCUUGAGAGAUUGAACACCCAAAAUGCCAUUGCCUUCCGCAGAGACCAGAGGUCUCUGUACUUCAAGGACAGCCUUGGCUGGCUCCCCAUCCAGCUGACGCCUUUCUACCCUGUGGACUACCCCGUAGACCACCGCGGCUCCUGCGGGGACGGGGUCCUGCAGCCGGGGGAGGAGUGUGAUGACGGGAACGGCGAUGUGGGUGACGACUGCAUCCGCUGUCGCCGGGCCUACUGUGGAGAUGGUCACCGGCACAGGGGUGUGGAGGACUGUGACGGCUCUGACUUCGGCCACCUGACCUGCGAGACCUAUCUCCCCGGGUCGUACGGAGACCUGCGGUGCACCCCGUACUGCUACAUCGACUCCACGCCCUGUCGCUACUUCACCUGA
Messenger RNA from Eubalaena glacialis (North Atlantic right whale), 1377 nucleotides. RefSeq names its product collagen like tail subunit of asymmetric acetylcholinesterase (gene COLQ). NCBI's taxonomy places the organism in Eukaryota, Metazoa, Chordata, Mammalia, Artiodactyla, Balaenidae. Gene Ontology annotation, molecular function: heparin binding. The record is from RefSeq and is a predicted model, not a curated record. The transcript has 17 exons. The coding region runs from base 1 to 1377 and encodes 458 amino acids.